AUGAAAAGUAAACAGCUUUCAUGCCUUGACUGCAACCAUGAAAACGAACAUAAUCACGAUUGGAUCACAAUUCGAAGGAACUUCAGCAGUCGCUUUCAGGAAAUAUUAGCCGAUGAUGCUAUAAUGGAGAACAUCACAACUUUUGAGCCUGAAAUUGUGAAAAUAAUUCAAGAUUUUGAUGCUGCAUCUUAUGCUUUAUACGUCGAAGUUGAGAAGAAGUUUACAUUUUAUGGAGCUUUGUUCUAUUGCUGCUAUUUAUGCACAACUAUCAAACAUACCGACAUAUCACCAUACUCACUCCUUGGACGAACAUUAAGCUAUGUUUACACGGUAGUUGGAAUUCCACUUUUCAUCGUUUUCCUUUUGGAUUUUGGAAUGCUGUACGCACAGCUGGUCAAGUGA
Chironomus riparius is the source of this 402-nucleotide messenger RNA. The record is from the annotation of a GenBank genome assembly. Lineage: Eukaryota; Metazoa; Arthropoda; Insecta; Diptera; Chironomidae.